Exophiala xenobiotica is the source of this 4158-nucleotide messenger RNA. RefSeq lists its product as uncharacterized. Bases 1151 to 2179 code for a protein of 342 amino acids. The transcript is spliced from 2 exons. Lineage: Eukaryota; Fungi; Ascomycota; Eurotiomycetes; Chaetothyriales; Herpotrichiellaceae. The record is from RefSeq and is a predicted model, not a curated record.
CAGUGAUUACAGCUCAGACGAGGAUCGGGGUGACACUGAGCCAUAGGUCCUGGGGGUUCGUCGGGCGUACCAUUAGGUAUAGGCUUUCGACCAUUAGCAUCAUACUCUCAUACCCGCACAAAAGCGCGUAUGUUUUCAGACAACGACUGAUAUGGAUUUCAUCGCCAUCACGUCAGUUACUUUCAGAGCCGCCAGGAUCUUACGAAUGCGUGCAUCUCUUCAGACAACGACUGACAUGGAUUUCAUCGCCAUCAAGUCAGUUACCUCACAACUCCAUCCAAUCCGACACCUUCUGCUCUCUUUCCAGCCGACCUCCUGGAAGACAUUAGGGUCUGACGACCCGGGGCUGCGUGGUUAGUCUCCGGCCUUGAGCCGUGAUUCGGCUGCGUUAUGCCAACAGCUGACGGCUAUCAACAACUUUUCUACUGGAUGACAAUACACAGAAAUCGUGGACGUACCGAUUUCCCUGCAAAUGGGCUGAGAGUGACCUCAAACUGUCCAAACGACAAUGAUCAACAUCAACGUCUGCACUGCCUGCACUCGACGUUGGCCAGUCGAUCUCAAGUCCGGUGGUAUUCCCGCCAUCUAUGAGCUUCCUAUCUACGAAACUGGAAGACGACCCGCCCUUUCGCGGUCUGCAGUUUCGUCACUGGAAUUCGCCAUGACUCUCAUUGGCAUAUUCAAUCAAAUCAAUCGACAAGAGCAGCAUACCUGUGUACCUCUGGCUUCCUCCGGAUAUGGUCCUGGGCAAGACCGAAACUGCCCAAUUUGACAAAGGUGGUUUGGCUGAGAUUGUCUAUUUGUCCUCUCCAAUCCAACAUCACAAACAGGGGUUAGCUGCUCCCUUAAUGUUACGACGACGUCCAAGCCAACGCCUGGUGGACUUCACGAUCCCUCCUCCAGCUUUCGACCACUGCAACAGAUCCUACCUCUCGCAAGGUGACCUACCACGGUCCAAGCAUUCAGACAAUGACUUGACCACACCGAUGUACAGACAACGCACGAGGUGAUAUGGCACCUUGGAAAGAGAUUGCAUUACAUGGUGACAUCCACGAAGACACCAUCAGCGUCCUGACUCGGGGACUGACACAAAUUGCCAACAUUUCGUCGUUGCACUCACCUCUCACAUCACAAAUACGGCUCCCAGUUGAUGUCGCAGGUUGGCAAGGUACAAGGGAAUCACCUUGAUAUGCCCCUCUCAGGGCAGCACCUUGAGUCCUGCACCUUCAAACUUCACAUCAACACUCAUGCCCAAAACCAAAAUGUAUGGACUACACAUCCCAUUCCUGUGUCGAUACCGUGGCGAAAUGCUCCCGACAGAGCAGUCACAUCCAGUCAACAAUUGUUGUCCACAGAGAUGCUUGCGCAGGCUGAAAAUACUUCUCGACACUAUUAUCCCGGCGGAAUGCUCCCCGACAGAGCAGCUUGGGAUCAGACAGGAACGAUAUUUUUGAUACCAAAAUUACACUUUGCACGUUGGAAGAGCUCAAUGACCGGGCACCUUCCCCCUCGCAACCCAUCAGCUGCACUUGCCGUUUUAAUGGUCACGUUUCUCGAAAUUUGCCAGCAAGGUCCGCCUUUCAACUCAACUCAAACACACUUUUCUUCUGAGUUCACCACUCAAACUUCAUCAACGCUCAUCUCCUCUUUUCAUCAUCAUCGUCGUCCUUCAGUUUCGUUUUCCAUCAAAAGAUCAUCUCAAACGUAUUGGCUGGACUCACCACGACCUUCUCGACCGUCAUUGACACCCAAGUCGCCACCAUCGCCAAUGCCUCUCUCUCAGGUCACCCGAUCCAAGGGCACUCCGACAGGAGCUAGACCUGGUCAGCUGAGUCCAAGACGUCCACUACUACCAAUGAAUGCCAACGUCGGUGGUGUACCGCGGAAACUCGAACAACCGACGCUGGCUGCCUUUUUGGAUGAAGGUCGUCGAAAGAAGAGAGCUGUGGACCUCCCCACCAAGACCCCCGGUUCCAUCGACAACCCCAUCUGCUUGGAUGACUCGGACGCUGACAUAAAGCAAGAAGAGGCUACCGACAUUGUUGGGCCGAAAGAGGACAUCGCCGCCAACCGGCCACUUACAUCCCCGGCUGUCGUCAAGAAAGAGGAGCCUGUUCAGCUCGUUCCCGUGGAUGAUGCCGCUGAUGCCAGGGGUUCAAGGGAUCUUGUUGGGGCUUAGGAUGCCGUCAAGCAGGAGGACACUAUGAAGCUCGUCUAUCCUAAGGGUACCAUCGACACCAACGAUCCAAAGGAGCUUGUUGAGGCUUAUGGGGCCCCAAGCAAGACCACUUCGAGCACCUCGUCGAUGUUCAGGACGGUGUCAAGUCAACGAAGCGGCCUCGACCGGCUGCAGACGACAAAACCAUCGAAGGCAUCGAGUCACUGCAAUGUGAUGAUACUGGCAUCGCAUCGAAACCCAAGAAGACAAUCAUUUGCCUCGGUCGCAAAAGUGUGUUUUGCAGCAGGCAGGUAGUCAAACGUCUACACGAUCGCAAUGAGCUCAUGUUCAGUUUCAUCUGGAUGAGGGUCCACGGUGGCACUAUCCCCAGCUCCAAAGCUGAAUGCUUCUCGCUUGUAUUCAACGAAUCUUGGUCCAAGUACAACAUCGCUAACAACAGCCCAAGGCAAGAGAUUUCUCAGCUGCGGAAGAAGCUGGACAUGCUCGAAGGCAGUCCUAGAGCAAAGAGCAAGAUGUUCUCAUUUGCAUAUUCACAGAAGAUGGGUUCUUUCUCGAACAUUGCCAGUGUCGACGAGUUCUUCAGAAUCUACGUCAAUAUCAACAUCACUCUGAUGGUCCACGAAGGCGGCAAACGGUAGAGCCUUCACCCCAUGAAGGAUGUGGUGAACGCAAUAUGGAGAUUGAGAAACCACGAGCUUGAACCAGGCAACGUGCAACAAGUUCUCGUUCUUCGAUGGAUUGGGAUCUCGAUGAACGAAGAAUUGGUUGCUUCAGCGAUGCGUGACCUUCGGCGAAUGAUGCCUCAGCGUCGGAAUCUCACGCUUAUCGACAUCGCGAAUGAAUCAGAUGCUGGUGAAGAAGAUGAUGACGACGUUAAAAAAAGACCAUUAUCACUAAGAAGCCCAAGAAGCGGGUCGUCCCUUACCGCUACGGCAUCUAUUUGGAUGACGCUGGCAGCUUUCUCUGUCCAUAUGGUCCACGCAUAUCCUCAUCCAACACUCUGGACGAUCUGCGAAAACACCAAAUUGGACAUUGCAAAAGGGAAGCAAAAUGCAUUCUCUGUCCCAGUUUCGUCCAGCCAAACCUAUACAGCAAGGCAGGUUUUGCGACAAAUACAGGCUAUGUCACCCCAAACGCUGGCUCAAAUUUCACGCUGCUAAAGGAGCUUAUUCAACGUCAUCUUCCUCCUACCUUCUUCUGUCAGGAAGUAGGCUGCGAACGGAGCUUCUUUACAGCUCCGGAUCUACUGCAGCAUAAGCAGCGACACGAAAAGAGCCAGCUUGUGCCUUGUGUGGUAUGUGGAGCGAAUACGGCAAGAGUUACGUGAAGCGGCAUCUUGCGGAAUGGUGUGCUGGAACAGACAACAGCAAGGGCAUUGUAUACCAAUGAGCAGAUUGUGGAAUGGAGUUCUUGAGUAGCACAGAACUCGACACGCGCUACCGAAGGGCUCAUACUCGGAAAAAUGAGAUCAUCCACAUUGCACAAGAAGCUCGUAUGCUCGUCGGUGGGUCUCCUGGGCUAGGUUUGAAUGCAUCUACUAUUAUUCAAGAUUUGGUGAACAUGCGUCUACUGGAAGAAGCCGGUGCAAAAGGUACAUGCGCUGGGACCAUGGAAAUAUUCUCGCCACAUCGAAAGCUCAACGGACUGAGAUCGAGUGACCCAGCCCGCUCUGCUGGCCGUGCAACUUUAGGAUGGUUCCGAUGCGAUCUCCACCUUGUCGGUCAUCGGGACUCGCAACAACACACUGCUUUUGUGACGGAAGACCCGGCUUGAUGCGAGGGCUAUUGAGAAGCUGAGAUGAAGUCCCGCAAAUCGCACCCGUAUGGCCGGUUGCUGGUGCAUACUCGAAGAAGAGCUAGAGUUGUGUGCAUUCAUUCAAAUAGUACUUAUCAUCAGAGAUUGUGGAUCAUCGAGAAGAAGCAUCAUAGCAGACAAGGAGUUGUAUCAAGCUAGCAUAAAUGCACUUCGAUCAAGACAGU